GUGUCGUUCCAGUCGCGGAGGCCAAGACUGUGUGCGUUGGAUCCGAGAUGUUCUACAAAAUGUGUGAAUCUAACGAGCUGGACAUGACGUUCCACCUGUUCAUCUGCGCCCUCGCUGGAGCAGGAGCUGCAGUGAUUGCAAUGAUCCACUACUUGAUGGUGCUGUCUGCCAACUGGGCCUACGUGAAGGACGCCUGCCGAAUGCAGAAGUACGAGGACAUCAAGUCGAAGGAGGAGCAGGAGCUUCACGACAUCCACUCCACUCGCUCCAAGGAGCGUCUCAACGCCUACACAUAAAGAGCGCCGCGAGGCCUGGCCCUGCCUCUCCGGCCUCUCUCUCCAUCUCUCCUCUUUCUUUCUAUCUGUUCCUCCCUACCAGCCCCUUUCCUGGGGAGGCGGACGGCGCCUGGGGCCCUCGCCACUGCUGAUAUACCUGGUGCGUCACGUGACAAUGUGGUCUAAGGGGUGCGUCACACAACUCCUCAGUCACAAGCAGCAUUUCAAAAGAAGA
Molecule: messenger RNA, 510 nt
Organism: Nematolebias whitei (Rio pearlfish)
Lineage: Eukaryota; Metazoa; Chordata; Actinopteri; Cyprinodontiformes; Rivulidae
Product: proteolipid protein DM beta-like
Exons: 3
Biological process (GO): neuron projection development
Cellular component (GO): axonal growth cone; neuronal cell body; filopodium
Source: RefSeq, a predicted model, not a curated record